AUGGACAUCGAGAAGUGGGAGGAAUUAAAUUUGAGAGCUUCGAGUACAAUCCGCAUGUCUUUGGCUAAGAAUAUUCUUGUGAAUGUUCUUGGUACGUCGUCAGCCAAAGAGCUUUGGGAGAAUCUUGAAGGGAUAUAUCAAGGAAAAGGUAUAUCAAAUCGUUUAUUGUUGAAGGAGCAGUUUCAUAGCUUGCAUAUGGAUGAACAUACGAAAGUAUCUGAUUAUCUAAGUGUUCUAAAUGGUAUUGUUUAUGAAUUAGAAACUAUUGGAGUCAAGAUUGAUGAUGAAGAUAAAGCUUUGAGACUCAUAUGGUCUCUUUUAUCUUCCUAUGAGCAUAUUAAAACUGUUUUAAUAUAUGGGAAUGAAACUUUGAGCUUUGAAAAAGUUGGUAGUAAGAUUAUUUUUGAAGAAAAAAGAUUGAAGGGUAAGGAGAAUACUUCAUUAAACUCAGUAUUGGUUGCUAGAGAAAAGUCGUAG
Messenger RNA from Lathyrus sativus (Indian pea), 477 nucleotides. Lineage: Eukaryota; Viridiplantae; Streptophyta; Magnoliopsida; Fabales; Fabaceae. The record is from the annotation of a GenBank genome assembly.